CAUCUUCUACUUUGAGCCCUUGGUUCUUGGGCCCACUACUCUUAUUGACUCUCCUACCCUCCCAGGUAGAGUACCUCCUGAAGAAAGUCCACAGCAGCAUGAGCCUAGAGAUGGGAUUUGGGGAGUUGGAAGAGCUGCUGGCCCAGGAGGUCCAAUCUCCAGGUGGGCUGAGCGUCUGGCAGUUAUUGGAACUCAUCAAUUCAGGCCGAUGUCUUCGAGGUGUGGGCCGAGACACACUCAGCAUGGCCAUCCAUGAGGUCUACCAGGAGCUGAUCCAGGAUGUACUUAAGCAGGGCUACCUGUGGAAGAGGGGGCAUCUGAGACGCAACUGGGCAGAGAGGUGGUUCCAGCUAUUGCCGGGCAGCCUGUGUUACUACGGGAGUGAAGAGUGUAAGGAAAAGAGGGGUACUAUUCUCCUGGAUCCUCAAUGCUGUGUGGAGGUGCUCCCCGACCGGGACGGAAAACGCUGCAUGUUCUGUGUGAAGACUGCCUCCCGCACUUACGAGAUGAGCGCCUCAGACACCCGCCAGCGCCAGGAGUGGACAGCAGCUAUCCAGACGGCGAUCCGGCUGCAGGCUGAGGGAAAGACCUCCCUUCACAAGGACCUGAAACAGAAACGUCGGGAGCAGCGGGAGCAGCGGGAGCGGCGUCGGGUGGCCAAGGAGGAAGAGAUGCUUCGGCUGCAGCAGCUGCAGGAGGAGAAGGAGCGGAAGCUGCAGGAGCUGGAGCUGCUGCAGGAGGCUCAACGACAGGCGGAGAGGCUGCUCCAGGAGGAGGAGGAACGCCGGCGCAGCCAGCACCGCGAGCUGCAGGAGGCGCUGGAGGAGCAGCUCCGAGAGGCCGAGCAGGUGAACGGAGGAGCUGGCGGGGCACCCCUAGGUGGCUAUAUGGUUAGGGGCCGGAUUCCAGCCCACUCAAUUCUAAGACAGGUUAGAAAGAGGAGGCUUUUGGAGGAGGAAGAGGAGAAACUGAGGCAGCUGAUGCAGCUGAAGGAAGAGCAGGAGCGUUACAUCGAGCAGGCCCAGCAAGAGAAGCAGGAACUGCAGCAAGAAAUGGAAAUCCAGAGCCGCUCUCUGCAGCAGGCCCAGCAGCAGCUGGAGCAGGUGCGGCAGAACCGGCAGCGGGCGGAUGAGGAUGUGGAG
This is a messenger RNA of Gracilinanus agilis (Agile Gracile Mouse Opossum), 1142 nucleotides long. Its product is annotated as differentially expressed in FDCP 6 homolog. The record is from RefSeq and is a predicted model, not a curated record. Lineage: Eukaryota; Metazoa; Chordata; Mammalia; Didelphimorphia; Didelphidae. The transcript is spliced from 5 exons. Gene Ontology annotation, cellular component: nucleus; cytoplasm. The annotation marks the transcript as partial.